Molecule: messenger RNA, 5444 nt
Organism: Dufourea novaeangliae
Lineage: Eukaryota; Metazoa; Arthropoda; Insecta; Hymenoptera; Halictidae
Gene: dac
Product: dachshund homolog 2
Exons: 12
Coding region: 863-3181 (772 amino acids)
Source: RefSeq, a predicted model, not a curated record
UCGUCGGGUACGCGGUGUAAACGUCGUCGCGGUUCGUGUGCGUCACUCGCGUCACCUCUUUGGUUCCGUCGUGCAACAUCUCGCCGCGGUUUCGUCGACGACCGUUUCUAACCGUUCACGGUGGUCGACGACAAACUCUGUUGCGCGACAUCGCGCGUCUAGUCCGAUCUCCGAGUGUGCUUCGAUUUCAUCAGUGAUAGAAAGAGAGAGAGGGUCACCAGACAGCAUACGCGUCGUUGAGGAGAACUUGUGGUUGACUCGACUGUUCACGAGGGGCAGCCGAGCUGCCCUCGUGAGGCAGCAUAGGCCGGCCAGAACGCACGGACCUGUCCGCAACGAGAACGAUCACGAGGUCGCGCAGGCCGGUAUCGGGUGACACCGAGCCAAUUGUCAUGGACACGGUUAUUCGAGUGGUUGUGCACAGUGAAAUUGUUUGCUACGCGUACACGGUCCAACGUACUGCUCCGUGAGACCCAGUAAGUUUCCUCCAGUGACAGUGAUCGCACGCGGGACGCGUGAUUCACCUGGCCGAUCCUGGAUCGACGGGACGUUCCUCGUCGGCUGGUGUUUCCGACAGCCGGUCGAGAGAGUCCGGGAACCGCGAGUCUAGUAUGUACUGACCUCGCGGUAAGUGUGUCCACGGUUCAUCGUAUCCACGUGGGCAGGGUGUGUGUAUCGAGACGAAACGAGACGGAACGACGAUCGUUCCGAACGGCCGAGAGAGCCGUCUCGGUACCAUAAACAAAAAAAAUAAAGAAGAAAAGAAAAACAAUAAACAUACUCCGUACGAACGCUGUGACCACAACGUUGUCGACGUGUGUUUCGUAGAGACAAACAUAGUCGGGCGCCCUUCGUACACUCCAUGGACCACGGAGCGAUGGAUAGUUCUUCCGACCACAGUAGCCGCGCCAGUCCCGUAACCGGCAGCCCGAAGCAUCCCCAUAGUCCGUCGGCGCAACAUAGCCAGCAGCAACAGCUUCACGGUUCUCACAGUCAACCACCGCCGUCGCAUCAGCAACCCCAUCCACGGGACCAGUUACGCGAACAACAAUCGCAACAGCAUCGCGGCGUUCCCACGCCGGGUUCGCCAACGAGAGGUUCGCCACCUCAGGGACUUCCGUUGAGUCCACCGCCACUUUCCGCCGGUGGUACACCGGGCGCGCCGCCAGGUAUGGUGCCACGUAUGCCGGGUCUACCGCCACCCGGGCUAGGGCUGCUGGGACAGCUCGGUGGCAUGUUAAGCGGCCACCAUGGCUCGCCUCUCGAGCUGAUGGCCGCUCAUCACGCGGUAAUGCCACCAAGAUCCUAUAAUAGUCCGCCACCGAUCAGCACCAGCGAUCCGACCGCGAACGAAUGCAAGCUGGUCGACUAUCGUGGCCAGAAGGUCGCCGCUUUCAUCAUAGCCGGGGACACUAUGCUUUGCCUGCCGCAGGCGUUCGAGCUGUUCCUAAAGCAUCUCGUCGGCGGACUGCACACCGUCUAUACGAAACUGAAGAGGCUCGAUAUAGUGCCGUUGGUGUGCAACGUCGAGCAAGUUAGGAUUCUACGGGGACUCGGGGCCAUUCAGCCGGGCGUCAACCGGUGCAAGCUACUCAGCUGCAAGGACUUCGACAUACUCUACAGAGACUGCACCACGGCCAGCUCCAGGCCAGGAAGACCACCGAAGAGGGCCUCCGUCGGUCUGAGCCUAGCAGCCAGCCACCUGGCCGCGGCGACCGGUCACCAUCCCCAGCACUCGUUGAAGAAGCACAGAAUGGACAACGGGGAUUACUACGAGAACGGGCAUUUGGACGUCCCGAGGAUGGAGAAGUCGCCGUUGUUGGCGAACGGUUACAAUCAUCCGCCCACCCACCUGAGUCACAUGCAGUUCAUGCAAUUGGGCGGCCAUCCAGGCGCGGGACACACAGCGAUCCUGUCGCCUGCUAGUCUGCCGCACCACCUGCAGGCCCAGGCACAGGCGCGGGCCGAACAGGGGUUGAAAGUCAAUCCGAACAUGUCGAACAUGGAGGCCCUCGCGAGAUCCGGAACGGUUUGGGAAAACUGCCGAGCUGCCUACGAGGAUAUCGUCAAGCAUCUCGAAAGGCUCCGCGAGGAGAGAGGAGACGCCGAGAGGGCACUCGCUUUGGACCAAAAACCCAGGGACCUGAGCUCGCACAAUGGUUCGUCGAACGGGCACAGUCCCGUCCUGAACCUGUCAAAGACAGCGGGAAGCGGAAGCGUGGGCGAGCACUCCGGAAGCGAGGCGGAGGCGUCGCAUCGUUCGCAGGACGACGAGGAUGAGGACGAUAAUCUGUCGGAGGACCUGGACGACGACAACGAGAAGGACGAAGAUCUGUCGGACGUUCCGGAGAACCUUCCGCUGGCCGCGCCCGGUUCGGAAAGUCCCCAGGCCCUCAACUACUCGCAGAUCGCCUCCGCGGCGGUGGCCGUGUCCCAGGGAGGCCAGGAUCCCUCGGUCUCGAGUACGGAGACCCUGCUCAGGAAUAUCCAGGGCCUACUCAAGGUCGCGGCCGACAACGCGAGGCAGCAGGAGAGGCAAAUCAACUACGAGAAAGCCGAGCUGAAGAUGGACGUGUUACGGGAGAGGGAAGUGAAAGACAGCCUCGAGCGUCAGCUUCAGGAUGAACAGAAGGUCCGAGUGAUAUACCAGAAACGGUUAAAGAAGGAACGAAGAGCAAGAAAACGUCUGCAGGAGCAAUUGGACUUGGAGAUCAAGAGGCGCACGCAGCUCGAGGAGGCGUUGAAGGCGACGGGGGCGUCCACGGAGCAAGUCAGAGCGAUCACCGAAAACGUGACGGUAGAGGCGCGCACGAGUUCGGAGCCACCAGAGGCAAGUCCGGUGCACUCGCAGUCGCAACAGCAACCGUCGCAACAACAGUCGUCCCAGCAACCCCUUCAGCAGCAACAGCAGGCCCAACAGUACAGAGAAGCCACGGUGCCGCGUCCUUCCCAGCAACCCUCCACCCCCGAGAAACCGGCAUGGGGUUACGGGCUUGACCUGAUCGGCAGCCAGGCCUCGGCUUUCUGGCAGAACUACCAAGAAUCGCUGGUGCAGGAGCUCGAGCUGGAGAGAAAAUCGCGGCAGCACCAGGCGGCCGAGAGGGACCAGGUCAAGUCUCCUCUUCAAGAAUCCCGAACGGGUUACUACAAGAACUCCGUGCUGUUCACGAGCGCGACCUAGAAGAGGCUUGAGGACGGCAGAAGAGUGGCAGCAGCGGCAGCAGCAGCGGCAGCCGAACGUCUAGCGAGCAGCCAGAACGAGUGACGAUCAUCGAGACACGAGGGAAACGACGAGCCGUGUGACGACGACACCCCAGAGUUCCGUUGGAAGUGACCACGAACCGAGAGGUGAAGAGUAACGAGCGAACUGUUCGGUCGUCGGUUAUUCGUCGAGUGAUUCGCGAGGCUGAAACGAACGAGCACGAGAAUAGAGGUCCGCCACGGGGGAAGGUGUGUGAUCGCGGACGACGAUGCCUUUCGGAGUGUGUGACAUAGAGACAAAAAUGGGACAGACGCCGUUCGUGUAUCGUUGAACCCGCGGGAAAAGAAAAACCCAGUGAUUCGUGGAAAUAUCGUAAGAACACUCGCGAUUUUAACGAAGGGAAACGUUAGGGGAAUAAAGGGAAUCGUUCGGCUCGAGACAUCGAUCGAACCGAGACGAUCGAAUAUCGAGGGUCUUCGGUCGGUCCUGCGAUCCAAAUUCGGAGAGACUCGAGUCGGUGGAUAUACACACAUACACAUAUCAACGAGGCGGGAUAUAUCAACGUUCUCCGAUCCCGCGUUCGAUCCGAGACCGAUCGAAGGUCCGAGGCACACACAGACAUACACACACACACGUUCCGUAGCGAAAUCGUAUAUACGCGUACGCGAAUUGUGUAUACCAGGGGUCCGUGGACGACGUCGAUCGCGGAAAAAUCGCGUGCGUGACUUUUCGUCUAUUCUGGAGAAAGUCGAAAUGAGUCCACGGUCGAAGGAGUUAGGCGAAGAAGCGAGGGGAGACGAGGAAAAAAAUAUUUCUAAAGACUGCUUGAGAGUGCGUGCGCGCGCGUGCAUGCGUUCCUAGAGGUACCUAUCCACCCCAUUUAUCGAGAGCGACUUUCAAUUAGGUAAUUGUGUUAAGCUGUAUACACACACACACACACAGACACACGGACGAUCGGGCGACGACCGCGUCGGUUUCGAGUAUUAUUAUCAUUAUUAUUAAUAUUAUUUCCCCUCCGGAGCGGUGGUACCAAGGCGAGCCCGAUCGUCGGAUCCCCGCGUCGUCUCGCGGGCUCGAUCGUUAAACGAUCAGUGGUCCUCUACGACCACCUAGGAACCAGAAGGACCGUCUUCGUUUCGGCCGAAACGGAGGAUCCGGGCAAGGACGGUACAACGUUACCUCGAUCAACGAGGAAACUUCCUUCCUGGUGUCCCAGCGAAGAGCCGCGACUCGAUUCUUCUGUAUCAUAUAGUACGAGUGAAGCCCGAGUGAAUGAGCGCGCAUCGCUGAGCGAGAAUGAGAGAGAGAGAGAGAGAGAGAGAGAGAGAAAGAGAAAGUACCACGAGAGAAUAAAGUCUUGCGAGUGAUCGACGAAUUUAACAAAACAGGUAAAGAAAGAAAAAAGGAAGUGCGUGUGGAAAAACUUCAGUAAAGAUGAAUAGUCGUAGAAUGCGUAGGAAAUGCUUGGAGGCGCGAGACGAAAAAAAAAGGGGGGAUGGGGGGUAGGGGCGUACGAGAACGGAGAAACAACGGAGGGAUUCUCCCGAUGAGUUUUAAGAAUCGUAACACCUUAUUUAUAUAAAUAACUUAGUUACUACGAGUCGACAAGUAAGGCUAAAAUGCAUAAACUGCGUGUGUCCCGCGUUUGCGUCGCGGAUCGGCCCAUGCACGGCCGUGAAACAUUCGUCGUCGGCGGCGAUGGAUUUUGUUUCGAGGUCGGUGCCAGUGUCCGCGACGAAUGUUUCACCCAUCCGGGGAUGGGGGCCUGAUCCACCGUAUUUAAGAUCCAUGUACAAAGUCUCUUGCCCGUAAGGUUACUUGUGUUGUAAAGUUCACACAUAAUCAUAGUGUCUAGGUCGUACGUACCGGCUAAAUACGCCCGUUAAGACGAUGCUACACGUAGUGAAACGAGAAUUUAACCACCGAUAGCUCAUCUGUAUCUGCCAUCGCCGCUACCAAUCGAUCUGAUCGGGGGUCAAUCAAUCCUCGCCUGAUCGAGAAUCGACGGACGGACGCCGCGGAAAUUGCCAGUAUUGGUAUUUCCAGGAGGAAUCGCCGAAGACGAAACUCGCGGGAGGGCUGAACCGACGUGGAAUUUAACGCACGACGGUUCACCGGCGAUUCUCGAUCGACGAGUCGGGUCAACUCGCGUGAGUACCGCGAAUUUAAACGAAAAAGAAAUGAAAAAAUAAAAAGUCAACGGACAGGAUUCCGGGGUGGGUUCGAGGGGCGGGUUUCCGUA